CAAAUGAUGAGAAAGAGUGAGACAAAAAAAAAAUACACACCACAUGGUCUGUGGCAGUCUGUGGGUCUGGGUCGUUGUGGUGUGUGAAAUUUGGUAAAAUGGCGUUGAACAUACCAUGUCUUGCUACAAGAGGAACAACUGGCCUCAGUAUCAGUCAUGGACCACCAAAUUACACCGAGGUGUCUGCUUUUACAAAAGAUGAGCAGAAAAAUGUCAAGGGAAUGACAUUUAGCCCAGAUGGAAAAUACUUUGCAUGGAUAUCUGGUGCUGUUGUCAAAAUAUCUGAAUGUAAUACGUGGCAAGUUAUUGCAACAAUUCAGAGUCCCAAAGUUCAAGCUAUUAAAUUUUCUAGUCUUGGAACAUAUUUAAUGACAUGGGAGCCAUUUAUUGUGUCAAAAGCAAAUCCUGAUGGUGGCCCACAGCUUCACAUUUUAAAAAGUGAAAAUGGACAACUUGUUAAAAGUUUUACACAAAAAAGACAAGCUGAUUGGGAACCACAAUGGUCAUAUGAUGAAAAAAUAUGUGGUAUAUUAAUAAAUGGUGAAGUAUUUUUUUAUGAAAAUGCAAAUUUUGAUAAACAUACUUAUAAAGUAAGUGUUACAAAACAAGGAAGAUUUAAUAUAUCACCAGGUAAAUUACCAUCAUAUUAUAUUGCAUUUAAUUUUCCUGGUACAAGUGGACAACCAUCAUUUGCAAGAUUAUUUGAAUAUGGAAAAUUUGAUAAAGACCAAUCAUUGGCAAAUAAAAGUUUUUUUCAAACUGAUAGAAUUGAAUUUAUUUGGAAUAAUGAAGGUACAAGUUUAUUAAUGUUAACAAGUAUGGAUGUUGAUAAAACUGGUGCAUCAUAUUAUGGUAAACAAUCAUUACAUUAUUUAAGUAUAAAAGGUGAAACAGCAAUUGUUACAUUGAGUAAUGACGAGAGUCCAAUUCAUGCUGUUAAAUGGUCACCUAAAAAUACAGAAUUUUGUGUAACAUAUGGUUUUAUGCCAACAAAAACAACGCUAUUUAAUUUAAAAUGUGAAUCAAUAUUUGAAUUUGGUAAAAAACAUCGUAAUUCAAUAUAUUAUAAUUGUCAUGGUAAUAUAUUACUUCUUGGUGGUUUUGGUAAUAUUGGUGGUAAUGUUGAACUUUGGGAUAUGAAAAAACGUAAAUUAAUUGCUGAAACAAUUGCACCAGAUUCAACAUUAUUACAUUGGUCACCAGAUGGUGAACAUUUUAUGACAGCAACAACAGCACCAAGAUUACGUAUGUCAAAUGGUUUUAAAAUUUGGCAUUAUACUGGUACAUUAUUGUAUGAAAGACCUUGGAGUAAACAAGAAGAAUUAUGGGAAGUUGUAUGGAAAAAUUAUCCAUCAAAUACUUAUCCAGAAAAAUCAAUUAAUUAUACUGCUGUUGAAGGUAUUACACCAAGUCAACCACAAGCCUCCAAAGAAGCAUAUAGACCACCAUCAGCAAGAGGUAAAACUAUUAAUUUUAGUUUACAUGAUGAUGAUAAUAAUAGCAAAUUUGGACCACCAACUAAAAUGCCACCAUCAAAAGCAGCACUUAAAACUAAAAAAAAACGUGAAGCUAAAAAAAAAGCUAAAAAAGAACUUGAAGCUCUUAAUUUACCAAACAUUGAUGAAAAUGGAGUAGAAAUUGAAAAUUUAUCAAUUAAACCAAUUAAAAAUACAAAUAAAAAUCAAGGUGCUAAAAAAAAUGAUGCAAAAGAUGCUGAUCUUACUGAUGAUCCGGAGAAGAAUAAAAAAAUUCGUAAAAUAAAAAGUAAAUUGGAACAAAUAAACAAAUUGAAAGAACAACAAACAGCUGGUAAACGUUUGGAAAUAAAUCAACUCGAAAAACUUUCAACUGAAGUUCAGCUUGUCAAAGAACUCAAAGAUUUAAUAUCGUGUUAAAAAAGAAAA
Molecule: messenger RNA, 1904 nt
Organism: Aphidius gifuensis
Lineage: Eukaryota; Metazoa; Arthropoda; Insecta; Hymenoptera; Braconidae
Gene: eIF2A
Product: eukaryotic translation initiation factor 2A
Exons: 5
Coding region: 99-1895 (598 amino acids)
Biological process (GO): translational initiation
Cellular component (GO): cytosolic small ribosomal subunit
Molecular function (GO): protein binding; tRNA binding; ribosome binding
Source: RefSeq, a predicted model, not a curated record